UGCCUUUGAUAAAGCAGGGGAAUUUUGCAUGUCAUUACAAUACCAGCAUGCACGUAAAGCCAUGUAAUUACAGUAAUCUAACCAAAAUUCUCCUCUCCCUCUGCUCCAAGUCCAAAUCUUUUCUCCAAACCAAACAAACUCACGCCUUUGCCAUCCUCCAUGGCCUCCUCCCCACUGAUAUUUCCAUCUCCGCCUCUCUCAUUCUCCGCUACUCUGCUUUCAGUUCCCCUUCAACUUGUCACCUUCUGUUCCAACAAGCUCUUCCCUAUUCUCGAACACCUUUCUUAUGGAACACCUUCAUCCGUGCUUUAUCCAUUGUUAGAGUUAAGCACGACGGAUUUCAGUUUCAUGUUUACAAUACAAUGCUUCGAACCGGAAUAAAACCCGACGUCCAUACUUUUCCUUUCCUUCUCAAGGCAUGUGCCGAUGUUUUUUGUUUUAAAAAAGGUGUGGAGAUUCAUGGAAGUGUUAUUAAAACUGGGUUUGGUGCAGAUGUUUCAGUAGGGAAUACCCUUCUGCUUUUUUAUGGCAAUUGCGGGGGUUUGAGGGAAACGAGGAAAGUGUUUGAUGAAAUGCGUGAGAGAGACGUUGUGUCGUGGAAUACGGUUCUUGGGGUUUUUUCGGUUAAUGGAUUUUACUUGGAGGCCCUUAAUUUUUUCUCCCUGAUGAAUUUUAGUUCUGGGAUGAAGCCCAAUAUGGUUACUUUUGUCACUCUGUUGCCUGUUUGUGGAAGGAUUGGAGAUAAAAGGUUGGUAGCGCAGAUUCAUGGGAGUGUUGUUAAGGUUGGAUUUAAUUUUGAAGUUAGCAUUGGGAAUGCAUUGGUUGAUGCAUAUGGGAAAUGUUGGAAUUCAGAUGAUUCAAAACGAGUUUUUGAUGAAAUGGUGGAUAAAAAUGGGGUUUCUUGGAAUGCAAUAAUUACUAGUCUAGCUUACAUGGGGCUCAAUAGGGAUGCAUUGGAUAUGUUUAGGUUGAUGAUGGAUGUUGGGCUGAAACCUGAUUCCUUCACUAUAUCAAGUAUGAUAGCAUUGUUGGUUGAAUUAGAAUUUUUCAAUUUAGCAAAGGAGAUUCAUGGUUUUAGUUUGAGAUUUGGUAUCGAACACGAUGUUUUCAUUUCAAACACAUUGAUUGAUAUGUAUGCAAAAUCAGGUCACCCCAGUGCAGCUUCAAAUGUGUUUCACCACAUGAAUGUUAGAAGAAAUGUUGUUUCAUGGAAUGCCAUGGUUGCCAAUUUUGCUCAAAAUAGGCUUGAAUUAGCGGCUAUAGAACUACUAAGAGAAAUGCAGGCUCAUGGCGAGGUUCCAGAUUCUAUCACCCUAACAAAUGUUCUGCCAGCUUGUGGACAGGUAGGGUUUCUUCGAAAUGGAAAAGAAAUUCAUGGUAGAACAAUUCGUCUCGGAUCCAAUCAUGAUCUGUUUGUUUCUAAUGCUCUGACAGACAUGUAUGCAAAAUGUGGAUACCUAAAUCUUGCUCAAAAUGUCUUUAACAACUCAGUUAAGGAUGAAAUCUCUUACAAUAUUUUGAUUGUAGGCUAUUCUCAAACUAGUGAAUGGACAAAAUCUGUGGGUUUAUUCUCAGAAAUGGGGCUCAUUGGCUUGAAGCAUGAUGUAGUUUCAUUCAUGGGUGUUGUAUCAGCCUGUGCAAACCAAGCCGCAUUCAAGCAAGGCAAAGAGAUCCAUGGAUUGGCAGUGAGAAAGCAUUUUCACACUCAUCUCUUUGUUGCUAAUUCCCUAUUAGAUUUCUACACUACAUGUGGAGAAAUUGACACUGCUAGGAAGCUCUUUGACCAGAUUCAACACAAGGACGUUGCCUCAUGGAAUACUAUGAUUUUAGGUUACGGAAUGCUAGGUGAAUUAAACCUCGCCAUCAGUUUUUUUGAAGCAUUGAAGGAAGCAGGCAUUGAGUAUGAUUCAGUUUCAUAUAUUGCAAUACUAUCAGCUUGUAGCCAUGGCGGACUACUUGAUGAAGGGAGGAAAUAUUUCGAAGCAAUGAAAGCUCAGAAAUUUAAGCCAACAGAGAUGCAUUAUGCGUGUAUGGUUGAUCUUCUUGGCAGGGCUGGCCUACUGGAAGAAGCAGAACAACUUAUUAAAAGCUUGCCAAUUACCCCAGAUGCUAAUAUUUGGGGUGCUUUACUUGGUGCAUGCAGAAUUUUCGGAAAUGUUGGGUUAGGGUGUUGGGCUGCCGAGAAUUUGUUUAAGUUAAAGCCCCAGCAUGCUGGAUACUAUGCUGUGCUUUCAAACAUGUUUGCCGAAGCAGGGAAAUGGGAUGAGGCAAAUAGGGUUAAGGAAAUGAUGAAAUUGAGGGGCGCAAGGAAGAAACCUGGCUGUAGUUGGGUUCAUAUCCAAGACCAGGUUCAUGCUUUUGUUGUUGGAGAGAGAAUGGAGAGAUUGAAUCCAACCUUAUGGCUUGCUUGAUAUAGUAUAAUUUUGUUAUGGCCAUUUUUUUAUUAAAUUGGCAGUUCAUUUGGUGAGAUUGUUUUUGCGUAUUUGUCAAGGAUAGGAAUGUGAAAAUGGGGAAGGAAGUGAGAGGGAGUAGGGUCAGCAUGGACACACUCAUUUGGCCCUAUACAGUGAGCAAAGGAAGCACUCCAUGGCACCCAUCUGAGACAGGGAAGGAACAAUGGCGUGCUGGUGCCCAUAUUGAUCAAAACCGGUGCCUGAAUUUGAUCAUGUCUACUAUCAACCAAGCUUGUCGGGACUACCCCUUGGACAGUAUUUGAUGCUUAAGGAGCUCCUAUCUGCCCAGUUUUAGCCUGCAACUUUCAAGAUGGAAGAGAAAAAGGAGGAGAAAAUCAGAAUUUACAUGUUCACUCACCUGCCUUUGCAUCAAUACCAACUUCCUAUCGCUUCAAAAUUCUUUAAAAUGAAUAUUUAUUCUUUUUGUAGCCUUGAAACAGACGUAGUUCUAGGGCUUCUCUGACACGAGAGCAACGCAUUUUGUUUUUAAGUUCCAAUUGAUGGGUCUAAUUUUCAAGAUAGUAAAAUGAAUGUAAAUCAAUAAUAUAAUUUGCAUGCCAA
Messenger RNA from Gossypium raimondii (Peruvian cotton), 3014 nucleotides. RefSeq names its product pentatricopeptide repeat-containing protein DOT4, chloroplastic. The record is from RefSeq and is a predicted model, not a curated record. Gene Ontology annotation, biological process: RNA modification. The transcript has a single exon. Lineage: Eukaryota; Viridiplantae; Streptophyta; Magnoliopsida; Malvales; Malvaceae. The coding region runs from base 48 to 2411 and encodes 787 amino acids. Gene Ontology annotation, molecular function: protein binding; RNA binding.